AUGAAAUUAAUAAUCUUGAUUCAUAUUUGUACAAUAGUAAUAGGUGCAUAAUUUGAAUAGGGAUAUGUGUCUUCAGAAAAAAUCUUAGCCCAUAAAAUAUACAGAUAAGUAUUAUAAUAACUACUAUGAUAGGAUAUAAAAUUUAAUAAUAAUUUUGCUGAAAUUCCAAAAAUCGUUUUGAGUGUGAUUGGUUACCACUCUGAUUUCAAUGCAUUAGACUUUUUUUCAAAAGUAACUGACAUUACUAAUGAGGGUAUUAUACUUUUAUUAUAAUUAAAGGGUUUUAGCUAUAAGUUAUAAGCGAUUCUGAUAUAAAUCAAAUUAAAUUUAACUACUUAGCAACAGAACAUCAGGAUGUUUAAACUAUUUGCAAUAAUAUUGAAGUUUAAAAGGAUUAAAUAGAUAUCAAAUUUAAUACUCCAUUUGAGGAAUAACCAUAAGUAGCAGCCUUUUUAACAGGAAUUCACAGAAUAAAUUAAGAUGAUAUAAUUUUAGAAAUAAAAUCAAUUGAUAAGAAUUAAGUUCAUUUAUCUACAAAAUCAAAGGCAGAAAGUUCCCUUGGUUUAUGUUUACUAAUAGGACCUUAGAACUUAUUUAGUAAAAAGGAUUUAUCUAUUAUGCAAAUAUCUCAAUAAAUACCAAAUAAUUAGUUUUAUGGAAUUUCAUCUUUAAAAGGAGUAACCAAUGAUGGAAUUUCAUUAAGUUUAAAUUAAAAAUCUGUUGAAAAUUUGUUAGACAUUGUAAUGACAUUUGUAGACAUCAAUACAGAACAAAUAAUCAAAUAAGAAGAGGAUAACAAUAAAAAUACGGUUACCUUAGUUGAUUCUUAAGAUAAGUUAAAUACUUAUGAAUAAUAAGAAAAACAAGCUGACAAAUAAAUAAAAAUAAAAAGUCCUUAAAAUGAAUUGGAUUAAGGAUCUCAAAUAAAUUCUAUAUCUUUUAUAUAUCCAGAAUAAGAAGAUUAACUGUACAUUGAAAAUGAAGAACAAGAUCUAUAAUAGGUUUAAGAAAAUGUUUAAGAAGUUAUGACAAUUAGUGAAUCUUGGUUGUAGCAUGAUUUAUCAGUAUUAGAUUAAUCUGAAGAAUCUCUUGAUAGUAAUUAAGCUUAAAUUAAUGAGGGAUAGUAAUUUUUGACAAAUUUAAUUAAACCUUAAGACUAUAACACAAAUUCUAUGGAAUAAGAAGACUUUUAAUCUUAAAAUAUUUAACCUAUGAAUAUUGCAAUAGUUGACAGUACUUAAAAAAUAAUUAAUGAAAACUAAAAGAAAGUUAUAAAUAAUUAAGAAUUGAAUUAUGAUAACUCAUUAACUAUGGAUUCAACUCUAGAUUAUGAUAUUGAAACUAAAAUUGAAAAUUAAAUUGAAGAAUAGAUUGAUUCUGCAUAAUAACAAAAUGUUGUUGAAAAUCUGUAAGAUUAAAUUAUAGAAAUGUAAUAAGAAAUGUUAAAUUUCUAAUAGAAUUCUGAAAGUAAUGUUUCAUCUGAAUUAGAUCCAUUCAAAAUAAUCUAAUCACAAUAAUUUAUAGUUGAAUAAUAAAAAUAAUUGGUUGAAUAAUAAUAAUAAAUCAUUCUUCAAUAUUAAAGAUUAUUUGAAGAAUAGAUUAAGAUAAAAUCUGAAAAAUAAACCAAUAAUUAAUUAGAUUAAUAAGCAGAUUAAAAUUAAAAUUAAAUUGAAGAUUCAAAGCAAUAGUAAUUAUAAAGUAAAAUAAGUUAAAAUUAGAGUACAGAAUAAAAUCUAAAUCCAUUAUAGAUUGACUAAAAUUAAGAAGAAACUCAGAUUUAAGAAUAAUUUGAUUAAAAUAGUAAAGAUUAAAAAUAUGAUUUAUAAGAUAUUCCAAGCUUAAAAUUAGAAAGUUAAAGUAAUUUAGAAAAAGAUUUGGAAUCAUUUAAUAGAGUUAAAAAAAGAAAAGAUGAAAUUGAUGAAUAAAAAGCUAAUAAAUUAAUAUAAGAAUUUACUGAAGAUUUAUCUAAUAAUAAAAAAUUAGAAGUUGAAUUUAAUGAUGUGUUAUAAAUCAAAUAAUCUAAUGAAAUAUCAUCAAAUUUAGAUAGUGAGAUUAACUCCAUAGUGACAAAUAAGAGAGUAGAGUUUAGCAAUAUAUAAAAAAACAUGAAAAGUAAUCAUUUUCAUUAUUUUUUAAUAGCCUCAUAUUUUUAAGAUAUUAAUAAUUAAUUUGAAAAUUUAAAUUAAGAGUAAAUAAGAGAAGCAAUACUUCCAUAAGAAUAUGAAAUGGAAUAAGCAUACUUCGAUUUGUCAUUAGAUUAAGGAUUUAUUGAAACUAAAAAUGAUCAAUUAAUUCGUUAAGAGUUUGUCCAAAAAUCAAUAUCAUAAAGUUAACAGAGUUAAGAAGAAUUGUAAUAGAAAAUUGAAGAGUUAUUGGAAUUAGAAAAUAAAGAUUCGCAUCACAGUGAUACUAUAUUUUCUGAUUUUCACUCAUUCUUUUAGAUAAAUUAAUAAAUUACAAACAAUUUAAGGAAAAGAUAAUUAUUAAAUGUUUGA
This is a messenger RNA of Paramecium primaurelia, 2495 nucleotides long. The record is from the annotation of a GenBank genome assembly. NCBI's taxonomy places the organism in Eukaryota, Ciliophora, Oligohymenophorea, Peniculida, Parameciidae.